Molecule: messenger RNA, 1494 nt
Organism: Aureobasidium musti
Lineage: Eukaryota; Fungi; Ascomycota; Dothideomycetes; Dothideales; Saccotheciaceae
Source: the annotation of a GenBank genome assembly
CUUCUAUUGUCAGUCGAGAUUCUUGGGACCCUCACAGUUGCUUAUGCUCUGUCAUGGAUCAUCUACGUACGAUUUCUACAUCCUCUCAGACAUAUUCCUGGUCCAUUUUGGGCCUCGAUUACCCGUCUCUGGAUGGUUUCUCGCAUUCGCCAAGGAGACAUGGAAGUUGUCCAACGAAAAUUGCAUGCACAGUACGGCCCGCUGGUCAGAAUCGCGCCUGAUGAAGUAGCUUGUGCGGACCCAGAUGCGGUUCGCAAGAUUUAUCGGACCCAAGCACCACUCGAGAAGACGCAUUUCUACCAUUGCUGGGGUACCAACGAAUUCUCAAAGUAUCCAGAUCUCUUUGUUGAUACAAACGAGAAGUCUCACAGCAAUCGAAGGCGCAUCGUCAACAAUGUGUACAGUAUGUCUACGAUCUUGACACUCGAGCCGUACAUAGACGAUUGCAGUACCCUGCUUUUGCAACGGUUGGAUGAGUUCGCAGCUUCAGACACGGUGGUGAAUCUUGGGCAAUGGUUGCACUGGUAUGCUUUCGAUGUCAUUGGAGAGUUGUUCUUCGGAAGAGCUUUCGGAUUCAUGGCGGAAGGCAAGGACUAUCAGUCAUACAUCGAAUCUUUAGAUGCACUAGUCCCUGUGUUGUGUCAAGCUGCGGUCGCCUCCUCCACUGGUCAACGCAUCAUUCUCGGAACCGCUGCGAUCAACCCAGCGACUCGGAAAGCGGUCGCAGCCAUCAAGCAUAUCGAAAAUGCAGCUCGCCAAAGCGUUGAUAGCCGAGUCGAGGAGGGAGAGACUGGUAGGCAGGAUCUACUGGGUCACCUGCUUGAUAUCAUGAGAUUAAGAGGUGACAAGGUGGACUUUGGUGUGGGCGAAGUGAAGUUGCAGGCUUUCAGNUUUGCUGGUGCUGACACAACCGCAAUCGGCCUACGUGCCGUCUUAUACUACCUACUCAAGCACCCUGAUAUCAUGGAAGAGCUGCGCACCGAAGUAGACACUGCUCCGAGAGAGGGUCGCCUUUCCGAUCCUCCACGUUUUGCCGAAGCUUCCAAGCUCCCAUUCCUCACCUCUACGAUCAAAGAAGCCAUGCGUCUUCACCCAAGUGUUGGGCUGACCAUGCCUCGUAUUGUUAGCGACUCAGGUCUUGAAAUCGCUGGAACAGUAAUUCCCGCAGGCUGGAAGAUCGGCAUGAAUGCUGCAGUUGUAGGGCGAAGCCAAGCUAUAUAUGGAGCAGAUGCCGAUGAGUUUCGUCCUCAACGAUGGUUAGAAAGUGGUGGCGAGACUUUGGACAGAUACAGUCUGGUGUUCGGCGGUGGCACCAGAACUUGCAUUGGCAAGAACAUUUCCUUGAGUGAGAUCCAUAAGGUUGUACCUUUGAUUGUGCAAAGGUACGACAUCAAGCUCAAGCAUCCAGACAGAGUCUGGGCGACCAAGAACGCUUGGUUCAACAAGCAAGAAGGUCUCGAUGUUCUGAUUCAAAGAAGGAGAUCUGAUUGGUAG